This is a messenger RNA of Rhopalosiphum padi (bird cherry-oat aphid), 582 nucleotides long. RefSeq lists its product as uncharacterized. Lineage: Eukaryota; Metazoa; Arthropoda; Insecta; Hemiptera; Aphididae. The transcript has 6 exons. The record is from RefSeq and is a predicted model, not a curated record. Bases 1 to 582 code for a protein of 193 amino acids.
AUGGAUGAUGAUAUAUUAUUCAAUGAGGCUCGAGAGCUUGAAAAAAGAUUUCUUCAAUUCAAACAAUUUUGGAAUGAUUUGAUCCAUCAAUCAGAGUUACUGGACAAAGAAGAAUUGUCUCUGUGUGAUAAAUUAUCUAAAUUGAAUUUAAAAAUAGACGAUUUACAAAUAACUAAGAUUGAACUUGACGAACUAAGGUGUAAAUUGGAAACAGAUGUGGACGAUUUAACUGAAAAGAGUAAACAAUAUGAAUUUUUAAAUACUCAUCUCGAAGCUCUGAAUCAACGCAAGUAUCUAUUGGAAAAAUAUUCAUUGACAAAUGGAUUAGAAUUAGAAGAAAAUGCAUUAAAAGAUAAAAUAGAUGAUGUAUGGAAGUAUUUCAACAAUAAAAAUUCUAAAUUGGAUGAAGAAAUUAAAGUUCUAGAACUGAAAUUAGCUAAUCGUCAAGAGAUUGUUUCUAAAAUAUUUGAAAAAGAAUGUAAUCAAUACAAGAAAUCUAUAGAAAAACUUAAGGAUGAAAACAGUGUAUUAAAUAAAAAAUUAAGCUUGAUUAGUAAGAUCAAAGAAAACUCAGAUGAAUAA